Alternaria ethzedia is the source of this 723-nucleotide messenger RNA. RefSeq lists its product as uncharacterized. Lineage: Eukaryota; Fungi; Ascomycota; Dothideomycetes; Pleosporales; Pleosporaceae. The coding region runs from base 1 to 723 and encodes 240 amino acids. The record is from RefSeq and is a predicted model, not a curated record. The transcript is spliced from 2 exons.
AUGGAUUCCAUGGUGCAAUGGGCCCGUAUUCUCGGCGCUGUCAUUAUAACGUGGAACAUCGCCGAUGUGAUCGCAGCUCUCGCGAUAUGCCGGCCGCUGGCGAAGAACUGGAACUUCAACUUGCCCGGGAGUUGCGGUAGUCAACCAAACUUCUACUUUGCAAUGGGUGUCAUCAACCUCAUCACAGACGCCGUGAUGAUCCUAUUACCAAUGCCAUACUUGUACAGUCUGCGUCUGACGUGGCGCAGGAAGUUGGCUGCGAUGGCUCUUCUCAGCAUUGGAGUAGGAACCUGGGCCAUCACCAUAUACCGCCAAACGCUUCUCCCCGGUCUCGACUUCAUGGAUAUGACAUACACCGGUGUACUCGCUACGCUCCUCUCCGGCCUCGAGCCCGCCGUCGCAAUCGUCCUGGCAUGCAUUCCCCUCAUGCGCCCCUUGUUCGGGAAGUCAAACCACGCCACGCGAUCUAGUCUCGACUAUGACAGUAGCAAGAAGACUAGUCUCUUCUUGAAAAAAGGGAGCAGGAGACAUGCCGAUCCGACGGCGACUUUCUCGGAGUUGGUGGACGAUAAUGAUGCUUCUUCGCAGAUUGAACUGCAGCCGGUUAAGACUUGUCAGAUUGUGCGCGUUUCAUCGGUUUAUAAACAUGAUGGGGAGCAGAGGGUGGCUGAUUCGAAGCAUGCUAUCACGGUGGAGAGGAGGUGGGAGGUACGAAGAGAUUAA